AUGGCCACUGCCGAUGUCGAAGCUAUUGGCGCUCACUGCCAGAUGACCUUCUGUCAUCAACUCGACUUUCUUCCUUUCAAGUGCGAGAGUUGCAAAGGCAAAUUCUGCCUGGACCACCGCUCCGAAACAGCACAUUCGUGUCCUAAUGCUGGUGCUUGGGCAAGAGCACGCGCAGCUCAACAACGAUCCUCCUACACUCCCUCGCCCAAGCCCUCGGUCCUUACACACGAAUCGCAAUGCUCCGAGCCCUCAUGCAAGACUCUCAUCAACACUGCUCUGGUUCCCGGCGUCGAAUGCGAUUCCUGCAACCGCAGCUACUGUCUAAAACACCGUCUACGAGAAUCUCACGACUGCGCAAAGCUCACUCCCAUAGGAGCUCGUGCGAACAAAGAGAAAGGUCUGAAUGCUCUUGCCAAGUUGCGAGCUUGGGGUCAGGCCAAACAAAAGACCAUGACGGCAACCGCAACUUCUACAUCCAACCCCAAACCUCCAACCUCAUCAGCCAAACCACUCACUGCUGCUCAGCGAGUUCGUGCCACCGCCGACCUCAAGAAGAAUGCAAAGGGUGAUGCCAAGGUACCCUUGGAGAAACGCAUCUACAUCAACGUCGAGGCCUCAGCAGACACAACAAAGGCCAAGCAUCCAACCGGCCAAUUCUUCUACUCGUCCGAGUGGAGCAUUGGUAGGGUUCUCGAUCUGGCUGCCACGUCACUACAAGUCGAGAAUCUCAACAACCGUGUAGACGGCGAAGCAGAAAAGUUACGCGUCUUUCACGUUGAAGGUGGACGACUGCUCGAUUUUGGCGAGAAACUCGGUGCUGCCGUCAAGACGGGUAAUACUCUGGUUUUGCUCAGAGGCGUCGGUCCACCCGUCCCGGAUCUUAUCGUUCUUGAUCCGUAG
Messenger RNA from Aureobasidium melanogenum CBS 110374, 900 nucleotides. RefSeq names its product AN1 zinc finger protein. Gene Ontology annotation, cellular component: cytoplasm. Gene Ontology annotation, molecular function: zinc ion binding. The transcript is spliced from 2 exons. Bases 1 to 900 code for a protein of 299 amino acids. The record is from RefSeq and is a predicted model, not a curated record. NCBI's taxonomy places the organism in Eukaryota, Fungi, Ascomycota, Dothideomycetes, Dothideales, Saccotheciaceae.